Molecule: messenger RNA, 3400 nt
Organism: Ruditapes philippinarum (Manila clam)
Lineage: Eukaryota; Metazoa; Mollusca; Bivalvia; Venerida; Veneridae
Product: melanocortin receptor 3-like
Exons: 2
Coding region: 161-1255 (364 amino acids)
Biological process (GO): G protein-coupled receptor signaling pathway
Cellular component (GO): membrane
Molecular function (GO): G protein-coupled receptor activity
Source: RefSeq, a predicted model, not a curated record
CCAAUGAAAUGUCGCGAAAGAAGUCGCUUUGUCAGUUGUAUAACAAGUCGCAGAGAUGUUCACUUGUAUUGGAAAAAUAAAAACAAAUCUUUUCAGAAUUUGAGCGGAUUUAUUAAGUAAGGAUUUAAUUUGAAAGGGUUGUUGGAUAGCGUUUUACAAUAUGUUGAGUUCGACACAAACCAGUUAUGUCCAGUACGACGUAACUGAUCAUAGUACCAUUGUCCUUCCAGAAAAUGACACAGAAAAAAAUGCAACAUGUAAUUCCAGUUUGAGCACGAUUGGUAUGCGGGACCGGCAUCCAGCAAUUCGAACUACAGCAGAGAAAGCUGCCAUAAUUUUUACAGAUCCAAUCGAAGCACUGACAGUUAUUGUUUGUGUUUUGGGUAUCAUAGCAAACGUUGCAUCAAUUAUAGCCGUUGUUAAAAUGCGACAAAAAAUGACGACGCACCUCAAACUCAUUAUCAGUCUUUGUUUGUCAGAUGCUUUAAUUUCUCUCGGAAACUUUUCAUUUUAUUUCACUUACAUUAUCUUCCAUGAACAUGAUUGUAUCAAUACUUUAGUCAGGUUGACGUCAGAUAUUGCGAUUUUUGCCACACUUUUGAAUCUUCUUGUCAUGGCCCUUGAUCAUUAUGGCGCUAUCAUUAAACCAUUACGUUACAGACAAAAGAUGACGUUUAUCAAAGGAAAUUGUGCCGUUUUAAUGGUUUGGGUUGUCAGUCUAUUUAUAGGUUUAACGGAAGUCGUGUUUGCUAUCGGUCAAGGCGGGUCGAUUUGCACCGUAAUUGCAGAAGGGAAUUAUAAUAUAGAAGUAGCCAUAAUUCUGUUCAUCUUUAUUGUACUUGUCGCAAUAUGUUUACUGUACGGAAGAAUCUACAGCCGCAUAAGAAAGGCAAUGCCUCGACGGGAAAGGGCACGCCACCAUACCGACUCUGGAAGUGUUAAAGCUUUAAUGACAACUGGGCUCUUUGUCGGGACAUUUAUACUGUUCUGGACUCCCUUUGCAUUUUACAAUGUGUUCAUGUAUAUCAAAAAUAAAACUGACCUUACGUACAUUUUUCGUAAUAUUGAUAAAGUUACAGAAAUCCUUGAUAUCUUAUAUGUGAUUCUUUUACUGAAUGCAGUUUUUGACCCAAUCAUUUAUGCAAUUCGACUACCGAAAGUAAAACAGAGAUUUAAAGCUUUCUUUACAUCAUCAAAGAGAAGUAGUAGAACAAGUAGGACCGACAAAAAUUCAACGAACUUUCAACCGCUGUGAACGAAUUUUCUCAUAUACUUUAUGGAGAUAUUUUUUUCUGAAAACGUGUUUUUUAUUUACAGUUUUAUUAAAAUUAUAUUAAGAAAAUAAAAAAGAUGUUUCUGACAAAGAUUUUAGAGAACAAUAACCAGUUGAAUAUUAUUCUUACUUUUAAUUGCAACUUUUAUAUGUCUCGUAGCGUCCUCCGUAGCAAAUGUGUUUAUAAUUUUACUUUGUUAUAUAUCCUAGAGAUGUCUUAAAUAAAAGCUUAGCUUUCUUGGUUAAAAACUGACAAACAAAGCCAUUUUAUAUACAUAACUUUUGUCGGGUCCGUUUUUUUUUAGCUAAAUGCUAAUAUUCAUAUAAUCCAUUCUUGUUAACAACAGGAGAAAUUUAUACUAAAUUUCUGCACAAUAUAUUUCGAAUCUAACACUCGUAGUCAUGCGAUAUGAAUUUUAAAUGAAUAAAUUUCUUGGGAUACUUGCUUACUACAAAGUUGUUACUUGAUGAAUGUACUUUGUGACAUAGAAAUUCAAAAUAGUGAAAAAGAGGAAGUGGACACAAUAUAAAUAUAUAGCGUCACUUAAAAAAACUGUCAGUUUAAAACAAAAGACCAACUUUACUUGACAUGUAAUGAGUAACACAGCUUCCAUGUGACAAUAAUAUUUUACUGAAAAAUGAACAGAGUAUAUCUUUAUUCAUAAAUUCUUUUGGCAGUCAUUAUUUUUGAGCCUCAUCAAAAUAUUCAAUAACUAAUGACAUAUAAAAGAAAUGAGACUAGAGUUUACUGUAAUAGAUACAUUUGUUUGUAUUGUUUUGUCUAACAUUUAUCGUCAGGAAUGUUGCAGACUUCGCGAAUUUUCGUUUUUUAUCACUUAUCAUAAGUGAUUUUCCUUUUAAAUUUUCAUUACAUUAUUAAAAGUUGUAAAACGUAAUUCUUUGAGCUCUCCGACAAUUCAAUCGUGGUAUCAUUUUGCACAUUUAUAAUGCACAAUUCGCAUUAUAUAUGUACAUUCAUAUCACAUAAUUCUUUCCUUUUUUAUUCACCAAUAGUUUUGUGCAAAAGAAAUGAAAUAUUUUUAUGUUUUCAGUGUUUUCACUUCAGUUUGAAAUUGUAAACGCAGACAAUAAUUGAUAUGCGAGUACUUUGACUUGUUAUUGUAACUUAUAGAUAAAUAUUAUAUAUAUGAUGAUAAAAUGUGAUGAAAUGUGUCAUGAUGAAGAUUUGAGCUACCAAAAGAAUGUUUUUAAUUGACAUGUUUUAUCCACUGAGAGAAAUGUUACUGUGAAUAAUAUAAUGUAAAAAGAAUAUAAGAUAACGGAAAAGAAGAAUGGAUGAUUUAAUUUUAAGUUAUGUCCAAUGUAAUGGAUGAGACAGAGAAAAUAUAUUCAGGCCAGAACCCGGGGAACACAAGACACUGACUUCUGUGUUCUACAUAAAAUAUUAGCGGAAAAGAGACAGGAAAACACCUUCGUUUCAUCUUGUGUCAGAAUUUAAAAAAAUAUUCACACAGAAAAUUAGGGUAAGCUCUGGGUUCACUUGAAACUUUCAUGGAAAAAUAAGAUUAUUUCUAAACGGAAAAGCUAGUUUCUGUUUUAUCUGUCGCCUAAUUUAACAUUCGUUUGACAUGUUUGUUUAAAACAACUCAGUAUUGUACUAAACAAUGUAAAAUAAUCUCAUAAUAUAGGUUCAUUAUUUCAAUAAAGUUGUAUAGAGUGCUAAAGAAUAAAUAUCAAAAAAAGCUUUUUGAAAUAAUAAUUCUACUUGAAUUUAUAUGACAAUUACCAAGAUCUUAUUGUUGUAAUAUUUUCUUUUUUUCAAUGUGAUUUACAGGUAAUUGAUUUUGAUUUAAGCGUAAUUAAAUUGUUAUAAUUGUGUAAACUGAAACAAAUAUAAUGAUUACAAUCACAACUAUAACCAAUAUAGGAACAUAAUCUUUCAUAUCAGUAAAACUUUUAUGGUUAUUUAUUAUGGUAGUUUGCUCUAUAUAAAUAUGUUCUGAAAAUAUUUUGAAACACUUAAACGAUAAUGGUAUCAUUCAAUGUGUUAAGAUACUAAAAUAUUAUUCAGAAUAUUUUUGGCAUGAGUUAUAUAUUCAUAAGUUACUAUCAUAUGACUGUGUAUAAAUGUGAUGCUUAUUUUCCUUUUCGUAAAUUAUUAGCUUA